AUGUGGCGGCAGACGUUGACGCGCCGCAUGCAGUACGGCUCCACGCCAAAAGAAAUCCGCUACUCCAUGGAGGCCCGCAAGGCGCUGCUGCUCGGCGUCGAAAACCUCGUGAAGGCGGUGGGCGUGACACUUGGGCCGAAGGGGCGGAACGUCGUGCUCGAGAUGCCGUACGCAAGCCCGAAGAUCACAAAGGACGGCGUGACGGUCGCGAAGCACAUUGAGUUUGAGAAUAGUUUCGAGAAUUUGGGCGCCAACCUUGUCCGACAGGUGGCCGGCCUAACGAACGACAACGCGGGCGACGGCACGACCACAGCCACCAUUCUCUCCGGCGCCAUAUUCCGCGAGGGCUACCGCAGCGUUGCGACCGGCACCAACCCGAUGGACCUCAAGCGGGGCAUUGACCUUGCCUGCCGCGAGGUGCUCGCCUCCCUCGCGGAGCAGGCGAAGCCGGUGACCUCCAAGUCAGAGGUUACACAGGUGGCGAUGAUAUCCGCUAACAUGGAUAACGAAAUCGGCGCCCUGAUUGGCGACGCCAUGCAGCAGGUUGGUAAGGAUGGCGUUAUCACCACACAGGAGGGUCGCUCACUCCACACGGAGCUCGAGCUUGUCGAGGGCAUGUCCUUUGAGCGAGGUUAUACCUCACCCUACUUUGUGACAAAUACCAAAUCACAGAAGUGUGAGUUAGAUAAUGCAUUGGUAUUUGUGGCAAAUCGCAAACUCUCCAGUGUGGCACAUAUCCUUCCAGCGUUGAACUACGCCAUUCAGCAAAAACGGCCGCUGUUGGUUAUUUCGGAGGAUCUAGAUGGGGAGGCAAUGCACACACUUCUGUACAACAAGAUGCAAGGCCGAAUUUCUGGAUGUGCGGUGAAGGCGCCUGGCUUCGGUGACAUGCGUAUCAAUCAACUGCAGGAUAUUGCUGUCUUUACCGGGGCGCAGAUGGUGUCAGAAGACUUGGGGCUCAGCCUUGACCACAACGAUUUCUCAGAUCGCCUGCUUGGGUCGUGCAAGAAGGCGACGAUCUCUCGCGAUGAGUGUAUUCUCAUGGAGGGUGGCGGUAGCGCCAUUGCCGUGGAGGAGCGAGUGCAAAUGAUUCGGGACAUGAUUGCUGCCGAGGAUCAUGAGUACAACCGCGAGCGACUCGUUGAGCGGCUGGCGAAGCUCUCGGGCGGUGUUGCCGUUGUCAAGGUCGGGGGCGCCUCCGAGGUGGAAAUCAAUGAGAAAAAAGAUCGCAUUGUCGACGCCCUGAACGCCACACGCGCUGCCGUGGCGGAGGGCGUCUUGGCCGGCGGUGGCACGGCGCUUCUUAUCGCCUCUGUGCGGCUGGACGCAAUCUCCAAGGACCGUCGCCUUCCGGGGGAUAUCCGCACCGGCGUCAACAUUGUGAAGAAGGCGAUACGGUUGCCGUGUCGUUGCAUCGCGGACAACGCCGGGGUGGAGGGCAGCGUGGUUGUGGGCAAGAUCAUGAAGUUGAACGACCCUUCCUUUGGCUACAAUGCCCAGACGGGCGAGUACGUUGACAUGUUUGCCGCCGGUAUUAUUGACCCGAUGAAAGUGGUCAAGUCGGCGGUGGUGAACGCGUGCUCCGUGGCAGGGAUGAUGAUUACAACGGAGGCCGCGGUUGUGGAAAAGGACAUGUUUGCGAAGGAGAAGCGGGUGGAGGACAGAGGCAUUGAGGACAAGGAGAAGAUGGAGGGACUAAGCACCAUGCGCAAGCGCGUCAAUGAGUCACAGGCGCCGCUGCCGGCGCUUUCGCCGCCGAUGAAGUUCCCGAUGAAGGGGAUUUGA
Messenger RNA from Trypanosoma conorhini, 1785 nucleotides. RefSeq names its product putative chaperonin HSP60, mitochondrial precursor. Gene Ontology annotation, molecular function: ATP-dependent protein folding chaperone; ATP binding. The record is from RefSeq and is a predicted model, not a curated record. Gene Ontology annotation, biological process: protein refolding. NCBI's taxonomy places the organism in Eukaryota, Euglenozoa, Kinetoplastea, Trypanosomatida, Trypanosomatidae. The transcript has a single exon. The coding region runs from base 1 to 1785 and encodes 594 amino acids.